This is a messenger RNA of Lymnaea stagnalis (great pond snail), 3210 nucleotides long. NCBI's taxonomy places the organism in Eukaryota, Metazoa, Mollusca, Gastropoda, Lymnaeidae. The record is from the annotation of a GenBank genome assembly.
AAGUCAUCCAUGGCUGAUUUCCCUUGUUCUUUCAACUUAGGAUCGGCAAACUAUAGGGAUGUCGAUCAAGAGAAUACACCGGAUUUCUAUAUUUGGGUGACGCCUUUUGUAAGUAAAAAUAACUGGCAGCGCCUCAAGCAAGAUCUGAGUGAAGAAAACGAUGACGAAGAAUUUGAGGAAGUUGUAUGGAAAAAGAACUUUCUGUCUCGAGUCUGUUUUGAGCUGGAUGAUAUCACAGAGGCUACACGAUUGAACGAGGAGAUCCUCAGCGAGACAAAGGACACCAAUCUCACGGCGCUGGGCAACUCGGCAUUCCUACACUUUCUAAACGAAGAGCUCAGCCAAAGCUUACGCGUAGUUCAAUCAUUGAAUGAACUGAAAGAAAAAGAUGCAUUCAUCGACUUAAAAUUGCACGCGGCCAUCGAGCAAGGCUACGCCCACCGUAAGAUUGGGGGCGGUCAAAAUCUUCUAUGCGCAAUCAAACUUUUGACACCGGCAACUAAACGCUUCCCCAGAAAUGAAAAAGUCAGAUUUCUACUUGCACUGACUUACAGAAGAUCGUCUGAUUUGAUGAUGUAUGUAGAAAAUCCCAAGAAGAUCAAUUCACGUGAUCUAGCAGUGAAAGCAGCCAAUGAGCUGUCUGAUUUGAUGACUACUGCAAAGGACCCUUCAAUCAGAGCUGCGUCCUAUACAGAGAUGGCGUAUCUCAAGAAGACAAAUGAUUCGAAGCCAGAAUUUCAACUCAUAAAACCAGACGAGUGGGGAGAAUAUAUUGGUUGGGACGGUUGGACUGAGUUAUGCCACAGAGCACUCGAAAUAUGUGACGGCAGGACGGUCAGAGUUCUCAAAAUGGUUGGACAGAUGCUUAAAAACGAUCCGAAAACCUUGGAAAAGGCAAUUGACUUGCUCGAACGCUCUAUAAAGAUAAAACCAUCAAGUCGUGCCUAUCACCAUCUUGGUUUGGCAUACAUUUACAAGGCUGUUGGCUUCGAAAAGAAAAAGUCGUCGAACAGAUUCUACGGUUCUCGGGCAAGAGAAAGUGGGAACGCUUACUAUGACCCAAACGGAAUUUCAAGCCUAGAAAAUCGUUUGCGACUUUUGAUUAAAGUGCCUAAAGAAAAGUUACGAAAAUUUACCGAAAAUAAUCCACAUCUUCCCGCUGCUGAGGACAACUUAAGGAAAGCUGUUCAGAUAAGUCGAGACACCAAUACAAGCGCACAAUACGACUACGCGGUGUUUCUAGCAAGGCAGCGCAAGUAUAGUAAAGCUAAGCAGAUCUGCCUAGCGCUAGAAAAGAAUUACUUAUGCAGUGAUUAUAGUACAGAGAGGUGACUGCAUCUGGUGUCGGCGUACAAUUUAUUCGGCAUGUGCUGCGCACUGGAAGCGGAGGAAGAAACCAACGAGGAGGCAAGGAAGUGUCUUCUAGACCGUUGUGAAAAGAUGCUCACCAAAGCGGUGCGAGUCGCCAGCCACAUUGCUACAAGCGUACCAGAGCUUCCGAACUGCGUUACAGAUUUGUGGGACGCCUUCAAAGACUUGAAAAGUAAAUACGCAUUCAACGCCAGCGCAGAAAGCCAAAAGAAACUGAUCAAACUAUGCGAACUUAUUUCGGAUUACCGUUUCCUCCCUAAACUGGAUGAGACGCUUUCUCUUUUGAAAGAAAAAAGGCUGGAUAAGGAUUGUCUUGAAAUUUAUCUGAAAAAAUCUCUAGAAGAUAAAGAUUUAGACGGUGCUAAUCUCAUGCUAGAUCUGAUCUACUUACACCAAGAAACUUGUAACAAACCCACAUUUGCCAACAGUGCAGUCGUUCAAGCCAUUUGGUUCGAGCAAGCUAAGCAAGCAUUGGCGUGGUUUUUAGAAAAUGAAAACAGCGUCCCCGACACAAUUUGGAAAAAAAUUUUCGUAGAAGAAUAUGGGACCAGGCAAGGGGAAGACUAUGAUGUUUUGCUUGUUGAGGACGAUGAAAAACUUUCUGCAGCUACAUCUGACAAUUGGUCUGAUUCAUCAUCAGAGUUUUUAAGUAAAUUUUUAACAGAUGUCUGUGGACUGGCUGCGACGAGAGUGAAUGACGUCAUCAUUCCUGGAAAGCCUACACUUGAUCAGGAAAUAGCCGCAAUUUGCUCAGUUAAAGUUGUUGUGUUUUUUAUUGACGGCGCUCUUGUACAAAGCACUGCUGGUGACGUCUGCAAUGAAAUCGACAUCGAAACAGCAACUGCAGAGCUGAAACGCUUAGCAGUGUCUUCACCAGAGACUACAGCUGAGGCACUAGGUGUCACUUAUGGAGGUCAGGCCCUUCCAUCUAGAGAACAAACAACAGAGAAUAAUCGGUUUAGCGACGUUGAAACUCAGCCAGGUCCAGAGAAAAAAGUCUGCUCUGAUCGAUUUCAGUACUUGUUAACAUGCGCCAUAGAUUCCAUGCUGCGUCAAACUCCUAGGCACAUAUUAUUGGCAGUACAAAAUGAGGAUGGGAAGAGACUGAUACCGUGUCAAGCAUCGGGGAAACCCGUUCUGGUUAUUUCCGAGAAAGACUUCUGCACUUUUACCACUACAGUUCAUAACGGAAGAGAAAAGCAAAUUGACUUUUUGAUCAAUAUUUUUAAACAUAUUGUGAGAAAAGGAACACAAUGUCCUUAGUAAGAUGAAAGAAAUAGAAGUAAUGUGUAAGAAGCUUUUUAAAGAAAACCUCAAGCUAUUGAAGCAUUGGCGACCUUUUUCCAUCAUUGUUACUCUUAUUUUUAAUAGCUUCAGGAAAAUGUACAGAUGUACGCACAUUGUAUGCAAUGAAAAGGGCAUUCCAUAAAUAAAACCUUUUAGUUCAGGUUGUGAAAUAGAAAGCUAUACCCCUGAACUAGAUUAUAUCAUGUGCAAUCAAAUAAUAUACCAUUGAACUAGAUUAUAUCAUGUGCAAUCACAAACUAUACCCUUGAACUAAAUUAUUUCACGUGCAAUCAAAAACUAUACUGUGAUCUAGUUUAUAUCAUGAGCCCUUCAUGCAGUUGGAUUUAGUCUCAAAAAUACUCGUUACUGAGCGUGAAGCUAUCCAACUGUUGAUGUACUUUAAGAUUAUUGUAUACAGACUAUAGUGAUUCAUAUUAUCGUUGGCCAACGUGAAGCUUGUUAGGUCGGGAGUAAAACAAAGCAUGGUCAAACCCGAAAAAAGGAACGCAACAAAGCACCGAACGCGUCGGCAGGAAGCCUUCUACAGUGAAC